This is a messenger RNA of Helianthus annuus (common sunflower), 916 nucleotides long. RefSeq lists its product as uncharacterized. NCBI's taxonomy places the organism in Eukaryota, Viridiplantae, Streptophyta, Magnoliopsida, Asterales, Asteraceae. The record is from RefSeq and is a predicted model, not a curated record. The transcript is spliced from 2 exons. The coding region runs from base 89 to 421 and encodes 110 amino acids.
UUAUAUAAGAAGGUUUGAUUAAACCUUUUCGUCCAUCAUCCCUAGUUACUCAUACUAGUUUCUUCAUCGGUUUCCAACCUUCUGAACCAUGACAAAAGGCGGACUUGCAACGACCAUAAAGACUUUACUCCUUAGGAGGAGGACUAAUAGUAUGACUCCCAAAGGUGUUGUGGUACGUUGCAUGAACAAGGUGGCUAGAUGGGACGAAUGUUAUGAUGAUGAACAUGAAGUACAAUCAUUAGAACCUAAGGUACAACCACAAGAUAAAAGUUGCAAGGAACAUGAAGAAAGCUGCUGGAUCCCACAUCCUCGUACAGGAAUAUAUUAUCCUAAAGGUCACGAAUGGGUGAUGAAAGAUGUUCCUGAUGGUGCGGCUAUAUUCGAUUACAAUUAUUGGUUAAGAAAUGGUGAUGGAUUUUGAUUUGUGUGAUAAUAUAUUUCAUACAUUAGUCAUAAUAAAAUGCAUAUGUACGAAUUGAAUGUACUUUAUCAUAGUGGUAUUAGUUCCCAAGGAUAUAAUAAUAAUAGGACAGCUGAUAAUAUGUGUCGAAAUUAUAUAUGUUAGAUAGAGGGCCGUUCCAAUGUUUUUGGAGGCGCUAAACGAACUAAAAAGUCAGGACUCUAUUUAAUUGGUAUAAAGGAAUUAAGAUUGAGAUUUGAGACAUUGAAUAACCAUAGCGAUGAUUUUUCCUAAUCUUGGCCCUAAUUUCGCUCAAUCCGCAAUCAGUUUCACAUUGGUUACUCAAACGACGCCGCAAGUAACGAGGGUUGAUGUGUUGUGUGCGUGGACAAUGCAGACUCCUAGGGUAAAUCCUAAAUCUUGGGCCUAGAAACGUUGUUUAAAUGGCAAAAAACAAGUCUAAUAUAUGAAAUGAAAUAAAAUUGGAGGCCCUUGUUUUUUGGUGGCUUUAGGCCU